GCGUAGGUGAAGGAGGGAAGGGGGAGAAGGGGCCGGAUUUGGAAAAAUAUUAACCGAAACGCCGCACGGAGCUGGAGGAGGCAGCAAAAGAUUUUGCCUGAUAAAGCUUCUAAAAAAAGAUGGAAUGAACUGUGGAAAUUACUCAGAUUGUUAAGUGGUACAUGUACAGUAAUGUUAUUUGAAGAAUAAGGAAUAUUCCAUCAAGGGUCUAAAUAUGGAACUGGCUAAUCAUGGUCUAAUCCUGCUUCAACAACUAAAUGCCCAGCGAGAAUUUGGGUUCCUGUGUGACUGCACAGUGGCUAUAGGUGAUGUCUAUUUCAAGGCACAUAAAGCAGUCCUUGCCUCUUUCUCCAAUUACUUCAAAAUGCUUUUUAUCCAUCAAACCAGUGACUGUGUCCGACUGAAACCAACGGAUAUUCAGCCAGAUAUCUUUAGCUACCUCCUACAUUUGAUGUACACUGGGAAGAUGGCUCCCCAGAUUAUUGAUCCGGUCCGUCUCGAGCAGGGGAUUAAGUUCUUACAUGCAUACCCAUUGGUUCAGGAAGCCAGCUUAGCCAGCCAUGGAGCGAUUCCUCGUCCUGAUCAGGUUUUCGCGUGGACAUCUUCACUCUAUGGCAUCCAGAUUGCAGAUAAUCAAACGACAGCUCAAAGUAGGUUAUCGGCAGGAGCAGAAAAGACCGGGCGAGAGCCCAGGUCACAUACUCAUCCUUCUCGGAUGGAGCAAGAACGAGGUGCAGAAGGUAACCAGCAGCAUCCUCAAGGUGCACAGAUUCUCCAACCUUCACAGCAUUUUGGGCAGUCAUCUGUGGCUCCUUCAGGCACACAAGGCUUGAUUUCUCCAGCUGGUCCCCCAACAGCUGAAGAACGUUGCGAGAAUAUCCCCAUGUUAGAUGGGCAGCCAGGAAUACAUGCAAUAGCUCAUGUUAAGCCCAGUAUUAUGAAAAGGAAUAGUGGUUUUCCAAAGUUUUAUGUCUGUCAUCUUUGUGGCAGAAGGUUCACUCUACGAAGCAGCCUGCGUGAGCACCUACAGCUUCAUACAGGAAUGUCACUUCCAGUUACCAACCCAACAGGAAUGAAUAUGCUGGGACAAUUGGUAGAGCCUGGGAAACCUACAAAAGAUCCUGAAGAAAUACCAGAAGCAGAAGUAAUUAGCGAUGGUGAACUGCAACAGAAAAACGAUUCACCAAUGGCAGAUGGCCAACUACAAGCAGAAACACCACCCCCAUCAGACAUUGCAGACAUUGACAACAUAGAGCUAGGGGAUCAAGAUCGAGAAGUAAAAAGGCGAAAAUAUGAGUGCUCCAUCUGUGGACGUAAAUUCAUCCAGAAAAGUCACUGGCGAGAGCAUAUGUAUAUUCACACAGGCAAACCAUACAAGUGUAGUACCUGUGAUAAAACAUUCUGUAGGGCCAACCAGGCUGCCAGGCAUGUGUGCCUUAACCAGAACUCUGAUACCUAUAUGAUGGUGGAUAAUAAGCAAGCGAUGCUCACUGAAGGUUCCUCGGAAGAAACGAGUCAGUCACUAAUGGAUCCAGUGUUCCUAGCAACAAACCAGUCAAACCAAUCGUACAAGUGCAAUCUCUGUGAUAAAAGCUUCUCGACUGCGAGUGAAGCUGUUCGGCAUUCGUGCCAAAACCAGAACUCUGAUACCUUUGUUUUGAUGGAAGGCCAACCAACAGUUCAGGGGGAGGGCUCUUCAGAAGCUUGUGAAGUGACAGAAGUGAGCCAGUCAUUGUCAGAAACAGUGCAUAACGUGGAGGAUGGCCAGGCUGUUUUAGUGGAAUGAAAACUCUGUUCAUUUACUCACUUUUCAAUGUAUUUCUUAUAAUGUACAAUUCAAAAUUAAUAGUCAUUAGAUAUGAGGACGUUAAAAUUUUAUUUUCUAAAUUAGAUCUGAGCUUUCUUUGGUAAAAGCAUGUCAUUCAUUAUCCAAGGACCUUGUUACUUUUAAGAUGAAAAUUCAGGUGGCAUAAUUGUAUCAGUCAGUGUUUGCACUAGAAUUCAGACUAGCCCCUGUCAAUCAUGAGCUGCUUUGGGACCAGGUUAAUAUAAAAGAAACUGAUGUGUGUUGUUCUUUACUUGUACUGGUGUUACCUGAUGAGUACCGCCCUUGUAAAGUGGAUUGAGUAGGAAAUUUAAUCACGCUGUUCCAAAUGCAUAGAAGUUAUCACAUCAUGUAUAUGCUUCACCGAGUUAUUUCUGCACAGCCUCCCUGAACCAACUCCAGACUCAAAGAAGUGAACAAAGUCCUGUUGAGCUCUUUGGAUGUGUACUCAAACUAAAAGGUACCCAGUUUGAAUAAAGCAUUGGUGACUGACAGUUUCCAGGGGUCACGGUGCAGCAGUUGACAUUUUGUGAUUAAGCAAAACUCAUGUUCUCCCUAAAGAGACACAAGAGCUGUUGACAAAUGUUCUUAUGCUUCACUAAUUAUCAGCUGAUCACUGAGCACACACCAUCUGUUGGUAGUAUAAUGAAUGCCACAAAUGACGAAUCAUAAGGAACAUGAGGAAAUAAGAGCAGGCCAUUCCGCCUAAAUAAACAAUAUGCAGACAUAAUGUGGCAUUGCUGAACCAAUAAUGAAUCCAGAGUAUGGUUAUACCCUGGGUGAAGUCAGCAUAUGACUAAUUCUCUCAAAAGUGGAACAACAAUUCAGUCAAUGUUAUUGGCAAAGAAAAAUGUAUGAACCUGGGUGGGUGAAGGUAUUGCAGUAAAUCCUAUGUCAACUAGAAUGCCCUUCUAAUGAGUGAAUUAUAUAUAUGAGAAGUAUUUCCUAGAUAGAACUUGUUUGAUAUGGUAUUAAAUACAAAUUGCUCACAUUUGGAAAUUUUGUUUCGAGACCCGUUUUCCAGUGUGAUAGAACAAAGCAGUGCUCUGGUGCUCCAUGUUCUUCCCUAUUAACUUGUAUAAUCUUGUUUUUAAAUGUGUUCAGUGUAACUCUGAAUAUCACUUUUACCUCACUUAUUUACAAUUUGCUCUUUGACAUGUCUGUAAUUUGCUUUCAAAAGUGGGUAUGGGGGGAUUUAAAAGUACAUCUAUGCAUGCUGACUUCAAAAUACAGUAGUAGUAUUUGUAACUUGUUUUACAGAAGUACUAGGUGCAUUAUUUAUUCUGUGUUGUAUGUCUUUAUACAUUUAAGAGUCCUUAAUAAAUACUGGAAAAAAUCUAAGCUGAAGAAUAGCAACCCUUAAAGAAAAAAAAAACUAUCCCCUUUCAUCAUUUCCAGAUUAACUGUAUGGAGAUUCGUAAUAUGCAAAAAAAAAAUCACGGUAACAUUGCUGUCUGAAAGGGUAAAAGGUGGCUGUGUGCCAUGAAAAUAAAUUCACAUUUGGUUUCUUGCUCAAAAUAUUUAGUAAGUGUGCACACGUACCAAAAAUGUAAGCACUUGUGCUGUAGAUAUUGUAUUAGCUGUGUAGAAAUUUACUUUUCUCCACAAAGUGGCAUGUGCGAAACAUUGACCUAGAUUGGAACAGAAGUGGCAAUUUUUUAAAUGUCCCGUUACCUUGAAAUUGAUCAAAUUUUAAGAAGUGUGCUUGUGAUGACUGAUUUUUCCAAUUAGCCUAUUUUUAUUUGCUAAUUAGUACACAUGCUAACUUCAUUCAGUACUGUACUACUAACAGUGCGAUAGUGUUAAAGUGCUCUUAUUGUAGACAAGCACUAAAAACCACUAUCUGAAGUACACAGAAUGAAUAAAUAUGAUACUUGCUCAAACAAAAUGACUAAUUUUACCAAUAGGUUAUGAAAGGAUACACCAGACUCGUACAUUUGGAACUGUUACAUAUAAAUGCUAGUGUUACAAGAAGCAUUGAACCCCAAGAUAUUUUGUUUCACUGUUUAUUAUUUGUAGUUUUGUGUCUAUAUAGCUAUUUAACUAGUUGCUCAGUAAACCCCCAGAUUAUACUAAGGUAUUACUCGCAAACUUAAAUUCCUAAAAUACAACGAUAAAAUUCCAAGAAAUAAUGGAUGUAAAUUGCUCUGUUGUUACAAGUUUCAUUUAGAGUUAUUAUAAUAGAAUUAGUAUUUGAAAUAAAGUUCAACUGCCUUAAAAUACUGAAAGCAUAACCAUGAUGUUCAGUGUCAAACCUAUUAUUUGCAUUAAUUAUGGUUCAAAAAACGUGUAGUUUUUUAAAUCAGUAUUUGUAAAGCUUGUUUCAAGAGAGAGAAAAUAAUGUAGUUCAGUCUUGUAAGAUGAGUCCCAGGUGAGGAAAGUACAUUCCUUCGUUCUAGUUAACAAGUAAUACACUGUAGUAUCCUUGACCAAAACAAAUCGAGGGUUAGCCAGUUUAAUUGGGGGCAUAUAAACAUUUCCUUUUGGCCCACAAUGGCUCUUUUAAAAUUUUUCUGAUCGUGUUUUUAAGUAUGUUGAUAAUAGCAAAGUCGAACUUUACUUGAAUUUUAAAUUGCUGAGGUUAAGAGCAUUGUUUUCUGUGAUAUCACCUGCGGUAGUGCUCCUUACCAGCAUUGUCAAAAUUUGAAAUGCAUUGUACAGUGUUGCCUUUUUUGUGUAACUUUUAAGUUGCUGCUCAAAAGCUAGCCAGUUCACCUGUAUAAUUGGGGCCUUAUUUGACAAAGCAUACAUGCAGAUUCUUUAUCCUUGCUGUAUACAGUAAUAGACUACAGAUUAGUUGGAGAAGAGUUGUGUAUGCCUUGUUGACUAAGUCACAGGUCUAAAUUUCAGCCUUACUUUUUUCAAUGACUUGCCAUUGUGUUAAGUCCUAAAUCUGCAAACUGAAUACACACCGCACCUGUAUUUGUCUUGAUUCCAUGCCACAACUUUACUGUUAAAUCAAAAAUUUUGUUAGUUAAUAACUGUAUAAUGUGUAAUAUAACGCUGCCAAUACCAAAGACUUGAAUAAAACGAGCUUGGUAGGAACU
Messenger RNA from Carcharodon carcharias (great white shark), 4872 nucleotides. RefSeq names its product zinc finger and BTB domain-containing protein 2-like. Gene Ontology annotation, molecular function: protein binding; DNA-binding transcription factor activity, RNA polymerase II-specific; RNA polymerase II cis-regulatory region sequence-specific DNA binding. NCBI's taxonomy places the organism in Eukaryota, Metazoa, Chordata, Chondrichthyes, Lamniformes, Lamnidae. The record is from RefSeq and is a predicted model, not a curated record. The transcript is spliced from 4 exons. Gene Ontology annotation, biological process: regulation of transcription by RNA polymerase II. The coding region runs from base 215 to 1786 and encodes 523 amino acids. Gene Ontology annotation, cellular component: nucleus.